AUGCCUUCGGCAGGUGGAGGCACGGUGGUGCGGGCUCGCAAGCGCACUCAAACCCAAGGGAAGCCGCAUCCCGCAACCUCAACGAAAGCCAAAGCGACAUCUCUAGCCCCAGGUUACAAUGACAUCAAUGUCGAGGGAACACGUUCAAAUUCAUCCCCGGACCCCCGGUAUUCAUCGCAGACCGAGACUGCAGUCACCGCUCAACAGUCGUCAGAUGUGGUACAUACAUUUCUAUUCAGCGCGGCCAGUACCAUCCUUUGGAUGAGAGACUUGCUACCAGACGAGUACUUUCGCACAGCAUUCUAUGCCUCCAUCAACAAGCAUUGCUCUUACCACGAUUUCACGCAAGGCAGUGAUGAAGGUGCCGUUGCGCAAGGGAAUCGUUCGCGGCCGAAAGGCUAUCACCUCCGUGUUCUCAAGAGGAACGUGUCCACGCGUGGCGACCAGAUCAUCAAGUGGUUGGAAACCGGUGUCUUCGAGGCAAUCCAGCGAGGUUACUUGGCCCAACUUCAGAUUUGUAUAUUUGCAGACGAACUUCAACCUACUGAAGUACUUGAAAUGUACUGUUUUCAUCUGGUGUAUCCCGGCUGGACUCAAUAUGGCAGCAAUGUUGUGGACCUGGUGAUUCAAGACAGUCAAACGAGAAAGACUGUUACACUCAAAGAUGCCCGUGAAGCUCUCAACACGGUGGUCAGAAACAUGGUAAGUUUGAACGGUACCAUGCCACACCUCCCAGAGCGGUGCUACAUGAGUCUCUAUCUUGUCUGGAAUGAGCGACGGCCUUCUGGAUAUCAGCCUCCAGGUUUCCACUCCUCUAAUGAUCUCAACAUCAGCUUUCCAAUCUCUGAAGGAUGGAAGAUGGACACCAGCAUUUGCGGCCAAGUCAGGGCAUGUUUUCGUACAGUGGAUCUCAGCAUCGCGUACACGAAAGGUACCACGUUCGAUGACGAGGGGGAAGCAAUCAUAAUGCCUCACUUCACGUAUGGACAAAGGUUUAGCCGAUUGGAACCGUUUACCGUCCAGACUCCUGACCAGCAAGAUCGAGACGAGUUUCUGAAUGACGAUGCUCAAAAGCUACCCACCACUCGCCCCAAUUCAGUCGUGGAAAACGAUCCAGUCACCUCAAUGACCGCAGUCCAGACACGGCAUUUGUCUACAAGCCUCCUUGAUGGCGAAAAGCAUGGCUUACGGCAUAAAGAGAGCGAUGCUGCUGCUAACACGCAGGAUAAAGCGGACCUUUCACGUUUGAAAGGCCUGCAACUACUUGAGCCACGUCAGACGCACGACACCCAGUUAGUUCCCCGAUCACCUACUAUACCUUCGCAACCGACCCAGAGUUCGCCAAAAGAACACCGGAAAUCCGGACAUACGCGAGCGAGAACGUCACAAGGCUUCAGGUCUUCUGAAUCUGUUACCAUCAGCUGCGAAUGUGGCUCCAAAGAAACGAGCAACGUGGUCCGGUGCCAUGGCUGUAAUGGUUGGCAGCACGCCCAGUGCUACGCAUAUGACGGGCUUAAUGAUAUGAGGAUGCCAACCGAGCGUAUGUGCUAUACUUGUCUGCUAGGCGAUGCGUCCAAUUCCCAAUUUACCGAAGUAAAGACACUCACACGAACUCGACAAGUUAUUCACUGCAUUCGAGUGCGUGGCAUGACCUCAUCAAUUCAGAUCACGAACAUCUUGGGAUGCCCACGGUCUGAUCUGGCUGAACUGCUUGAAAGCCUGAAGCAGAACAACCUUGUCGUGGUGAAAAAUUCGAGGAAGAAGUUUGACCAGGUUUCCCUGGUUUCCACUGAAGCAGCCAAGCAAAAGCUCGCCAAUAUCUACUUGAACCCGCCAAAAAAUCUCAAGGACUUGGUAGCUGACGCGGCUGCUGAUGAACGAGCAAUCCAAAGCAACCCUAGACGAAAGCGAAAGGACCAUGGAUCGCCCGACCGCAAUUCUCAGCCCAAGACCCCUCGACUUUCACGCCCCUAUUCAAACCUGGCAUUUGACAGCAAUGCCCUCUAUACGCCACCAAACAGCGAAAGCCUCGCUGGUCAACGCAGUCACUGAAGAUGGGAGUGAGUACUGGUGCACAUAAGGGCCGAAGUCAUGGUCGCUGAUCUACGGAUUGAUGUACUCUGGGUCACUGUGUAGAGUCUGCAGGUACCAACGCCAACGAGUGCUAUCCCGCAUGCUCACCUCCUGACCGGACGCUGUCCGAGCGUUGUAU
This is a messenger RNA of Paraphaeosphaeria sporulosa, 2212 nucleotides long. Its product is annotated as DNA-binding protein. The transcript is spliced from 6 exons. Bases 1 to 2052 code for a protein of 683 amino acids. The record is from RefSeq and is a predicted model, not a curated record. Lineage: Eukaryota; Fungi; Ascomycota; Dothideomycetes; Pleosporales; Didymosphaeriaceae.